This is a messenger RNA of Dioscorea cayenensis subsp. rotundata (Guinea yam), 1178 nucleotides long. RefSeq lists its product as uncharacterized. Bases 157 to 990 code for a protein of 277 amino acids. The record is from RefSeq and is a predicted model, not a curated record. The transcript is spliced from 5 exons. NCBI's taxonomy places the organism in Eukaryota, Viridiplantae, Streptophyta, Magnoliopsida, Dioscoreales, Dioscoreaceae.
CUGCAUGAGGACUUAUAAAGAAAAGGGAAUUUUUAGGUUUCUCAGGGACCUGAUGGUAAUUUGGCUGCUAGUAUUGAUACUGGUGGGGGUCUCUCUUUUGUUUUCGUUUCUCUCAGAGAGAGAGAGAGAGGGAGAGAGGGCAUCGACGGCGCGGCCAUGGCGGACGAGGCCGGAGGAGGGCGUUCUGCGAUUCAGGGAGAGAUCUCGGAGAGGUCUCAGGAUCAAAAUGCCUCUGGUACCCAGAAUUCGCCAAGUGCUGCAUUUCAGAUGUUCCCAGCCACAUUCCCUUGCCUCCUACCAGGACUUUUUCCUCAGGCUAGCUCUGAACAAGAGGAUCAUGGGCCUGGGAUUUAUGCUGUACCUGUCAAUCCAUACAUGGGACCAAUGGCUGGGUUUCCACCAAAUACUCUUAUUCCUCUAACCUAUAAUAUCCCUAGGAGAACAGAUUCUGCUGGAACUGCAGCUGGAGAGAAUGGGCAAGUGAGGCCACAGCUUGGACGGCAAAGACAAGUGGUUGACAGACGUUUUCACUUUGCAUUCCAGCUUGACUUGGCGCUCCUACUAAAAUUAGCUGCAAUGGUUUUCCUUUUUGGCCAUGAAGGAUCAAGACAAAGGCUCAUUCUUCUUGUGUUGUUUGCCUUGCUGAUGUAUCUUUAUCAGACUGGAGUUCUUCGCCCCCUUGUAAGAUGGGUCCGACAGGGGGCUGCUCCUCCCCAACCUAGGCCUGCAGUCCCACCAGAGAAUGCCCCACGCCCAGAGCCUGAUGAGAGAAAUGAGCCUCGACCAGAGGAAAACCCAAGAGUUGAUAAUCAAAACCAACCUCCUGAAGCAGAGAACCCGCCGGCUGCAAAUGAGAACCUGCAGCCGCAGCCAGAGCCAGAGAGAAGGAAUGGAAUUGACUUGAGAGGAUUCGCCAGGGAGAUCCAAACAUUUAUCAUUGGUUUCAUUACUUCUCUUUUUCCAGGGUUUCAUCAUCAUCACAAUGACUAGUUCUUGCUGUAGCUAGCUGUAGGUGAUCAAAUGGCAGGCAACAGCUUUAUAGAAACUGAGAAAUAGAUCCGAAAUUCAAGUUCUUUUCCGGUUAAUGAGACUUAAUAACAGAAAUCUAUCUUCACCCGUAUACAUUGUAGCUUUACUGAUUGUGGAUGAGUUUUCAAUUGCAAUGUUGCUUUUCUCGA